Messenger RNA from Sapajus apella (tufted capuchin), 1869 nucleotides. It is a transcript of the gene FGF16, whose product is annotated as fibroblast growth factor 16. NCBI's taxonomy places the organism in Eukaryota, Metazoa, Chordata, Mammalia, Primates, Cebidae. Bases 490 to 1113 code for a protein of 207 amino acids. Gene Ontology annotation, cellular component: cytoplasm. Gene Ontology annotation, molecular function: fibroblast growth factor receptor binding; growth factor activity. The record is from RefSeq and is a predicted model, not a curated record. Gene Ontology annotation, biological process: positive regulation of endothelial cell chemotaxis to fibroblast growth factor; positive regulation of cell population proliferation; fibroblast growth factor receptor signaling pathway. The transcript is spliced from 3 exons.
AAAAGAGGGAGUGAAGCUCGCUCGCUCUCUCCCUCCACCCCCCUCUCCCAAAAAGAGCCAAAUGGAUGCAAGAAGGGAAAAAAAAAACCCACACACCAAUCUCCGAGGGGAUGCCAAUGAGGUGUGGCUUGUAUUUAAAUAUCCAAUAUGUCAAUGUAAGGGGAGUGGGUAUGUAUAUAAAGUGCCGUUUGCAUCUGAUAGCUCGAGGAAGCCAGCGAUGAGAGGCCGGAGGAGAUGGAUGCGGAGGGGAAAAGGCACUUUGACUGAGAGCAAGGUCAGAAGCGCGCUGCCUGACGCUCCCCGCCGCUGAGAAGUUCCUUGGACGCGAACAGACGUCGACUGCAGCUCAGCAGAGCGCGGAGAGAGCGAGCUAGCGAGGGACCGCCGCUGAACCGCCCGCGCCUGCCGCGGGGAGAGGCAGUUCGCGCCCCGUGGCCCCGGCUCGGACCCCGAGCGCCCAGCACAACCCGCGCCGCAAUCGGCCCAGCCAUGGCAGAGGUGGGGGGCGUCUUGGCCUCCUUGGACUGGGAUCUACACGGCUUCUCCUCGUCUCUGGGGAACGUGCCCUUAGCUGACUCCCCAGGUUUCCUGAAUGAGCGCCUGGGCCAGAUCGAGGGGAAGCUGCAGCGUGGCUCACCCACAGACUUCGCCCACCUGAAGGGGAUCCUGCGGCGCCGCCAGCUCUACUGCCGCACCGGCUUCCACCUGGAGAUCUUCCCCAACGGCACUGUGCACGGCACCCGCCUCGACCACAGCCGCUUUGGAAUCCUGGAGUUUAUCAGCCUGGCUGUGGGGCUCAUCAGCAUCCGGGGAGUGGACUCUGGCCUGUACCUAGGAAUGAACGAGCGAGGAGAACUCUAUGGGUCGAAGAAACUCACACGUGAAUGUGUUUUCCGGGAACAGUUUGAAGAAAACUGGUACAACACCUAUGCCUCAACCUUGUACAAACAUUUGGACUCGGAGAGACAGUAUUACGUGGCCCUGAAUAAAGACGGCUCACCCCGGGAGGGAUACAGGACUAAACGACACCAGAAAUUCACUCACUUUUUACCCAGGCCUGUAGAUCCUUCUAAGUUGCCCUCCAUGUCCAGAGACCUCUUUCAGUAUAGGUAAUGAACCUUUUGUGUGCCCUCUGUGACCCAUGUACUCUGGGGCCACGGUUGUCUCUGCAAGCACUAUACUCAUAGCUUUUCAAUCCUUCCUUCCUAUCGUUUUAGAUAACAGAAAAGCACUUACUGUUGAACUCAACCCAGCUGUUCCCUUGUUGUUCAAAGUGUAUAUCAAGGUUGGGUUAUUUUGGGGAGGGAUGGGGGGGGCUGGGCUCGAGGGAAUCUUGUAUAUACUUUUUUCUUUACUCAUGUUCUUUCCCCUGAGGUAGCAUAACAAAAGAAUGGGAGCCCUUGCCAAGGGCCAGAGGGGUCUUAUCCCACAAUUUACUCAAAUACCUUGACAAUAGGUAUAAAUGAAAGACCAAGGAAUCUGCCACAGAUGCUACCUACAGAGUUUUGGAAAAGUCUCUUUAAGAAAAUCCUUGAGGCUACAGCCUUGCUGCAAGCCUCCCCUGCAUUGGCUAUGCAGAUUUCUCAUCUGUCCUGACAUACAGUUUUCCUGCCAUUGGAAGUGGGAGAUGGGGUAGGUUGUAAGAAAAUGAUAUUAAAAUGUAAGCAUGGAUACUGUGCAUAAGGACAAAUUAUUUAUAAAAUGUAUAUGCUAUUUAUUUUAUAUAUUUAUUUAUUUCAAAAUAAUUUUAUUUUUAAUGAGAGAUGCUAUAGCUGGAUUUUCAUCAGAAAGAAUAAGGUCCUACUGAAACAGGAUAAAAUGAAUUAUUAAAGGCUUUUACUGGCAAUAAAAUUUGUCUUUAUAUUGUAA